AUGUAAAUUUUUGUUAAGACUUUAACAGGAAAAACUAUUACUCUCGAUGUUGAAGCUUCUGACACUAUCGAAAAUGUCAAAGCUAAGAUUCAAGACAAGGAAGGUAUUCCUCCUGAUCAACAAAGACUUAUUUUCGCUGGUAAAUAACUUGAAGACGGAAGAACCCUUUCUGACUACAACAUCCAAAAAGAAUCAACUCUUCACUUAGUUUUGAGAUUAAGAGGUGGUAUGUAAAUUUUUGUUAAGACUUUGACUGGUAAGACUAUUACCUUAGACGUUGAAGCCUCAGAUACCAUCGAGAAUGUGAAAGCUAAGAUUCAAGAUAAGGAAGGUAUUCCUCCUGAUCAAUAAAGACUUAUCUUCGCUGGUAAAUAACUAGAAGAUGGCAGAACUCUUUCUGACUACAACAUCCAAAAGGAAUCAACUCUUCACUUAGUUUUGAGAUUAAGAGGUGGUAUGCAAAUCUUUGUUAAGACUUUAACAGGUAAAACUAUCACUCUCGAUGUUGAAGCUUCUGAUACUAUUGAAAACGUAAAGGCUAAGAUUCAAGAUAAGGAAGGUAUUCCUCCUGAUCAAUAAAGACUUAUUUUCGCUGGUAAAUAACUCGAAGACGGAAGAACCCUUUCUGACUACAAUAUCCAAAAAGAAUCAACCCUUCACUUAGUUUUGAGAUUAAGAGGUGGUAUGUAAAUUUUUGUUAAGACUUUGACUGGUAAGACUAUUACCUUAGACGUUGAAGCCUCAGAUACCAUCGAAAAUGUGAAGGCUAAGAUUCAAGAUAAGGAAGGUAUUCCCCCUGAUCAAUAAAGACUUAUCUUUGCUGGUAAGUAACUCGAAGACGGAAGAACCCUUUCUGACUACAACAUCCAAAAGGAAUCAACUCUUCAUUUAGUUUUGAGAUUAAGAGGUGGUAUGUAAAUAUUCGUUAAGACUUUGACUGGUAAGACCAUUACUUUAGAUGUUGAAGCUUCUGAUACUAUUGAAAACGUCAAGGCUAAGAUCCAAGAUAAGGAAGGUAUCCCUCCUGAUUAAUAAAGACUUAUUUUUGCUGGUAAAUAACUCGAAGACGGAAGAACCCUUUCUGACUAUAACAUUCAAAAGGAAUCUACACUUCACUUGGUCCUUAGAUUAAGAGGUGGUUUCUGA
Molecule: messenger RNA, 1146 nt
Organism: Tetrahymena thermophila SB210
Lineage: Eukaryota; Ciliophora; Oligohymenophorea; Hymenostomatida; Tetrahymenidae
Product: polyubiquitin
Exons: 1
Biological process (GO): modification-dependent protein catabolic process; protein ubiquitination
Cellular component (GO): nucleus; cytoplasm
Molecular function (GO): ubiquitin protein ligase binding; protein tag activity
Source: RefSeq, a predicted model, not a curated record